This is a messenger RNA of Leucoraja erinaceus (little skate), 1873 nucleotides long. RefSeq names its product lysosomal associated membrane protein 3 (gene lamp3). The record is from RefSeq and is a predicted model, not a curated record. NCBI's taxonomy places the organism in Eukaryota, Metazoa, Chordata, Chondrichthyes, Rajiformes, Rajidae. The coding region runs from base 138 to 1199 and encodes 353 amino acids. The transcript has 6 exons. Gene Ontology annotation, cellular component: membrane.
CCUUUUACCACCUCGUGACUUGAGUGGGGUUUUUUUUUGCUGCGCAAAGAUACGAGUAUAUCUUUGGUUAAAAGAGUGAGUGGGAAUCGAAAGUAUCGGAUUCGUUCUUGAUCCAAGGAAUUUUCCAUCUGAAUACGAUGCAGAAUUUGGUUUUGAUCGCGGCUUUGUGUCUGUCCGGGCUGUUUAUAAGUUGUGCUGUUACGUCGGCAGAAAAUGCUGCAGCAACUACACCAAAUACACUUGCAGCACUUAACAAGACCUCUCUUACCACACCCGCGCAUGUGACCAACACAACUAAGCACCAUACCACACCCGCGCAUGUGACCAACACGACUACUGUACAUAAUACCACAACUGCGCAUGUGACCAACACAACUAAGCACCAUACCACACCCAUGCAUGUGACCAACAAUACAGCUGCAAAUCAUACCACACCCAUGCAUGUGACCAACACUACAGCUGCAAAUCAUACCACACCCAUGCAUGUGACCAACACCACUGUUGCAAACCAUACCACACCCGCGUAUGUUACCAACACCACUGCUGCAAACCAUACCACAACAAUGCAUCCACUAACAACUGUCCUGCCUACAUUAUCGCCCAAUUCCUCUCUCCCAAUAACUGGCCAUUAUAAUGUUACAACGAAGAAUGCUACUUGCAUCAAGAUAACAAGUGGAAUACAACUUAUUGUCAUCGCAAAGCCUAAAAACAUGUAUUUCAAUAUUCGGCCUGUGACAACUGUGUCUUCGGGGAAAUGUGGCAAUGUUGCUCCCUGGAUCAAUUUAAAUUUUGAAGGUGGAUUUUUAUACUUCACCUUUGGGCAGGAUGGAAACAAUUAUUACAUCAGUGAAAUAAGUGCUACCCUGCAUUCCAUGAACAACCUGGGGAAUACUUAUACAGGAAUUAUAAAGAAUAUGAAGCUGUUUCAUACUAAACUCGGCCACUCGUACAAAUGCAAAAGCAAGCAGGUUGUGGCGUUUUCAACUAAUACUUUGCAAGUUUUGUUGAUUGAUACUCAGCUCCAGGCAUUCAACAUCCCCGGUGGAACAUUUGGUAAAGAAGGAAAAUGUGCAGCAGAUGCCGAGAGUAAAGUACUUCCAGUGUUAGUGGGAAUCGGUUUGACAGGAUUGGUCCUAACUGUGGUUGUUAUCUAUACAGUUGAUAGAAGAAAGACAUCUGAAGGAUAUGAAGCAGUAUAAAACUGAUUUUUUUUUUUCCCAAGCACAAACACUGUGGAAGAGAUUCUACCAAUGGCAUUCUCCCUUUUGAUCUGCAGCACUUGUAACUUUCUUUCAAUUGGCUUUUCUGUUCGCCAGUAUUGUAGUAAUUAGGGCAUUUUUGUCUUUAAAUGGUUCCAUGAUUUCAGCUGUGGGCAGAUAUGCAAUUGGGGUUUUUGGCAGCAACUGUGUUGGAAUGUAUGCUGAUAUUUGCAUAAAUAUAUCCAUAUUUGUAUAUCUAUUUGAAUAAAGUUUUUUACCACCAGUUUAUGAAAAAAAUUAGGAUGGCCAAUUUAUGUAUUUGCAUAUUCUUAUACUUGAUGUAUUAAGAACUGACAUACUUUGCUGAUGUAAUAUUGAUAUGCUGUUGACAUUUGGGAGGGAGAAAUGUAUAAGAUGACUUUCUAAAUGGCACAGGCUUGAUAGAGUAAUAAAUACAAAGUGACAUGGCCAGUAUAAUAAAGUGCUUUGUUUUUUUUAAUAUUCUCCUGUGGGUCGUAAACCAACUGUUUAGGUUAAAUGAUUGCUUUUAUUUUAGCAUCUUGUAAAUGCUUCAGUACCAACAAGGAACUUGCUUCUUGAAGGGGCAAACGCGUAUAAUUGCAAUCAAGAAGACUUGAAGCUGAAUCGAUCUGCUCAUUAAACUGUUACACAAA